UGCUCUACCAGAAGUUAAACACUCAUAACUUGCACACUGCUGUAGCCUGCAGGAACCCAUCUCUUGGAACAUAACGCUUCAACGCAGAUGUGGUACUCAGCUCCGCUGGUUCACUCAAAAGUAUAGGAUGUCAGUGAGGCAGUAAUACACGUGUGUGUACAUUAUCAUAGCUGUAGGUAGAGCUGCAGUAUCAUUUUUAGCAGAAAGGUUUUGAAUAUAGUGCCUUCAGUUGGUUGAUUUGCUGUAGCUGCUUCGUGAAGGCUCCUGAAAGCGAGACUCUCGCUCCUCUGAACUUGUUUGAGCUGCAGGGGGUUCGCCGUCGGCUGUUAUUCCAGCGUAAGGUUUGCAGUUUGACUCCGCUCACAAGGGAAGCAGCAUGUCGCGCUCAGACGAGGUCAACAAGAUGACUGAAAACAUCUACAAGGGGAUCCUGGACCAAUUCAACCCCAGUUUGAAGAGUUUUGUCACAUCAGGGAAGCUCUAUGAAAAAGCCUUGACAGGAGUUAUGGUGGCAGCCAAGGGGUACUUUAAUGCUAUGGUAAAACUGGGAGAACUGGCCAGUGACAGCCAGGGGGCCAAAGAGUUAGGUGACACCUUGUUUCAAAUGGCUGAAAUACACAGGCAGAUUCAAGUGGAACUGGAGGACACGUUAAAGCGGUUCCAUUCUGAACUCCUCUCUCAGCUGGAGCACAAACUGGAGCUGGACAACAAAUACCUGACAGCCACUCUGAAGAACUACCAGAGCGAACGCAGGGCCAGGACGGACUCCAUCGAGCACUGCCAGUCUCAGCUUAAGAAGCUGCGACGGAAGUGCCAGGCCAGCCGCCACCCCAACAAGUACAGUGACCGGGAGAUGCAGCUUGUGGAGCUGAUGAGCCAACACCAGGGGGAGCUGGACGGUCUGGUGGCGGUGGGGUUCCGCACGGCCCUGACCGAGGAGAGGAGGCGGUACAGCUUCCUGGUGGACCGCCACUGCACGUCCACCAAGAUCUUCAUCAGCUACCACGGCAAGGUGAGGGAGCUGUUGUCCCAGAAGUUGUCCUCAUGGCAGCAGUCGUGCUCGCAGCCCACGCGGCUCCCAGACCGUGCUCUCCAUCUGUUCCGGCACAUGGCCCCUCAGGCCACUGGGGCUGCUGGGAUAGCGGAACUCCUCCGUCAGGCCAAGCUGGGAACAGCGCAGCCAUUGGAGCAGAGGCUGUCGGUCCAGGAAGUCCAGCCCCUGCUUAAUGGCGACCCCAACCCCCGUACGCAACGUGCCCCGCCUUCCUCCCGGAGCGAAACUCCCCCUGCCCAGAACGACGCGGGCGCCCAGACCUCCCGCUCCCUUUACGCGCAGGCUAACCUCACGCCCCAGCACACGCCACGCCACACCUGCACCAGCAGCACCCGGGUCAACACUUCCACCACAUCAAGCCCCUUCCAAACCGCCUCGCUUACCCCUGGCAGCACCGCCUCUGGCGUCUCUCAUAGUCAUACGGCACCUGUGUCUGCCACCGUGUCAGCUAGCCAGAGUUCCACAGGUUCAUCCUCCUCUCUGCAAGGUUCAUCUGCGUCCCAGAAUACCCCUCACAGCCCUCGUCUGUCCCAAGGCGAGUCUCUCUCCAGGGCUCAAACACCAGUGGCCCACCAGGAAGGUCUCAGCAGCUCUCCGCCUUCCCACAAUCCCAUGCUGAUGAAAGCGGCCGAGCUCUACGCUACCUCCACCUUGCCGCUGCCCCGGAGGCCCAUCAGUGAGGCGAGGCUGGGGCUUCUGGGAGGAACUCUGCCCAGAGUGCUGCCUGUCGCCCCUCCUACCCGGGUGGAGGCCCUCUUUCCGCACAUCCCUGGCGGGGGUGAGCUGGGUGGGGGCGGGCACGGGGGUACCUGCCUCCUCCACUUCCUUCCCGGGGACACCCUCGCACUCCUCAUCUCCGAGCCUCGAGACGGGUGGCACUACGGGCAGAACGAGAGAACGGGGAGGAGAGGCUGGUUCCCUUUCUCCUACACUCAGCCCUGCCCGGCGUCUGCAGGCCAGCACGACAGCAGCUCUCCCUUGCUCUCCAAAGUGAACAGUGCCAGCACUGGGUACCUGGACAAGCUUGGAUUUCCCCGAAUGCGCCAGCUCAGUGCAGAGACGGGGGAGGACCGCUCCACCUCUCCUCUCCGCCGCAGCCGUUUCCACUCCCGCCCCUACAGCGUGGCCACGCCUGACACUGCCCAGCCCUUCGCAGAUUCUUCUUUUCCUCCACCCUCCCCCACCAGGACAAAUCCAUUUGCCCAUGUUCACCUCAGAAAGGCAGUGACCAAUGACCGGUCUGCUCCCGUCAUCCAAUAGGAGCGCUGCCAUAGUAAGCAUGACUGAUGAA
Molecule: messenger RNA, 2345 nt
Organism: Anguilla anguilla (European eel)
Lineage: Eukaryota; Metazoa; Chordata; Actinopteri; Anguilliformes; Anguillidae
Product: brain-specific angiogenesis inhibitor 1-associated protein 2-like
Exons: 14
Coding region: 377-2314 (645 amino acids)
Biological process (GO): actin crosslink formation; positive regulation of actin filament polymerization; plasma membrane organization
Cellular component (GO): cytosol; nucleoplasm
Molecular function (GO): protein binding
Source: RefSeq, a predicted model, not a curated record